UAACAUCAUUAUCUCACAGUCAUUUUAGGCUGGUUCUUACUACGCCUGGGCUAAUUUAUAUGCUAAUUUUGUAUUUUAAUAUCGAGUGAAAUUUAGAAUGCUUGCAAAAACUACCCGUCGAAAAAGCAGAGAAAAUUUAAUGCUCAUAUUCAUCCCAGGAAAUGCAAAAAUUUCCACAUUUUUUCAGCGAGAGGUAAUUUUAUUGACAUUCAAGAAGCCGCAAAUUUGAACCCAUUGCACUCAAAAGCAUCAUCCGUGAAAAAGGAACAAAAUUUGCAAUAAAAGUCUUCUUUUUCACGCCUUCCCACGGUAAAAUACCUCGACCAGGGCGGUAAAAUACCUCGACCAGGGUUCUCAGCUGAUUAAUGGCUCGUUUAUAGAUCGGCUGAUUUAUCCUGAGACGAACUAUAAAUCAAACCAUCAAUUCUAAUUCUAAAUUUCAGAACUAGAAUAUGAAUUUCUGUCACACUGAUUAAUGGAUUUCUCAUCUGUCCAACAAUUUUAGCCACUUGCUUCUUUUUUCUGCAGUUACCGCAUUGCUAAAAGGGUAAUAUAUACGAGGAUACCUUUUUGUUCAACAAAAACUGUAUUCAUUAUUGAUGCAAAAUUUAUAUUUCUAUUUGAUUCCAACCAUUCCUGUAUUUUUUGUCAAAGUACAGGUGAAUUAGAUUUAAUACGAAAGAACGCAAUUGAUAUUCAUAUUUCCUGAAAAAAGCAACUGAAAUAUUGUUAAAGAAGGGCAAUCAAUCACUUGGAGUGUUUGAAGGAGAAGGGGUUGCUUAUAUGAUCCUUUAAGCCAAACAAAAUAACGUCGGUACGUGGGAUUAUUUACAGUUCCGGUUUUGUUUGUUUCUGCCUUCAGCAACAACCAGCAGUUGACGAAAUCGACCACCUUUGACUGGAGUCAUGGAUCCAAAACUGAUUGGAAUGGCGGUUCCUCUGUUGUUCCUGAUUCUGGUUAGCUACCCUGAACUGGUGUUGAGCGAGACCUUAACAGUGACUACUAUUGAGUCAGAACCCUUCUUGAGGAAACAUGAUGACGGAAAACUCAGUGGAUAUUGUUAUGAUUUGGCCCAAAAGCUCAGCGAGCAAAUGAACAUGGAUCUAUCUAUGAAGCUAGUUGCGGACUCUCAGUACGGACAGCAGACGGACGAAAACACCUGGACUGGUAUGGUUGGGGAGGUCAUGACGGGCAAGGCGCAAGUGGCAAUAGCUCCUCUCACAGUGACCACGGAGAGGUCCAAGUUUGUGUCCUUCACCAAACCAUUCAUGUCCUCUUAUCUCGGAUUUGUGGCCAAAAAACCAGUGUACGAGGUGACCAAUACAGACGUAGUAUUGAACAUGCUACAAGUAUUCAGCCUGGCUGUUUGGAUUCUCAUCUUCAUCUCAUUCUUUCUGAUUGGCGGAGGCCUCUGGCUAGUCGCUAAGCUCAUCGGAGAUGAAGAGUUAUCCAGAGUUGAAAACGCAGUUCACUACAUAGUCGCAACACUUCUUUUUCUGACGCCUUCGGUUCAGCCGAAACACGUCGUCACCCGAGUCUACACGUACUUGUGGCUGUUGUUCCGAGUCACAGUCUUUAUACUCUAUGUCGUGUUCCUUUAUAAAUGGAUGUCGGUUGAUAGGGUCACCAGAGAGCCGGCGAAGAUGAGGAACUUCGACGACUUGGCGAUGGCAGCAAAAGAAGGCCGAGUCAAGGUCCUCAUGCCUCGAUAUGGUGCGACUGAGAAAACAUUCAGCAGCUCGCAGCAAGAGAUAUUUGAGAUCAUCUAUGAUAACUUCUUGAUAAAUGCCCCCGAACAACCGUCCAUUGAAAUGGUACACGCGGACAAGAGAAAUGUUUACAUAGGCGAAAUGCCGAUGCUGAAAUACGAGGCUAACAAGCCCCCCUGUGACUUGUAUGUAACGGGGGGUGACCAUAAAAACUCACUGCAACCUUUGAGAGGAUACGCAAUCGCUGUCAACAAGGAAGACGUUGAUUUGUUCAACAAAGUGUCGGACGCUAUGAACUUUCUGGAGGAUAUGGGGGUGUUCUUGCACCUGGAGAGGAAAUAUUUCGACCAACAGUUUUGUUCCUCCAAUGAGAUCCCUGGCAUCUCGGGUAGGCAAAUGAUGUCAUUGGUCCCGGCAAGGUCAAUUUUCCUGCUAGUCCUGAUUAUAAUUCUCUACGCAAUUGCUGUGUUCGUAUACACCAAGGCAUUCGGAACUUCCCAAAGGUCGGGAGGGGAAACUAAGCAGACUGAAAUGGAUCCGAAAGGCGGGGAUAUCGAAAAAAACUCGAAAACGUCGAAUGAACAUGAAGCUUGAAUAUCUAUUUCAUGAAGGUAAAAAAUGUGGUAAAUGCAUGAGAAACAAUUUCGCGUGUAAUAAAAUCAAUCGCUCGCUCAUAGGUAUGCUGCAAACUUGAGUUAUUUAAAUGAAAAAAACUGCAUGCGUGCUUGAAUAUUUGAAAACUUUGUAUCAUUUAAGAAUGACAAUUUAAAUUUUUUUAGUAA
Molecule: messenger RNA, 2492 nt
Organism: Symsagittifera roscoffensis
Lineage: Eukaryota; Metazoa; Xenacoelomorpha; Acoela; Convolutidae
Product: probable glutamate receptor
Exons: 8
Coding region: 907-2304 (465 amino acids)
Biological process (GO): synaptic transmission, glutamatergic; modulation of chemical synaptic transmission
Cellular component (GO): postsynaptic density membrane; plasma membrane
Molecular function (GO): glutamate receptor activity; transmitter-gated monoatomic ion channel activity involved in regulation of postsynaptic membrane potential
Source: RefSeq, a predicted model, not a curated record